Messenger RNA from Humulus lupulus (European hop), 2097 nucleotides. RefSeq lists its product as uncharacterized. The record is from RefSeq and is a predicted model, not a curated record. Lineage: Eukaryota; Viridiplantae; Streptophyta; Magnoliopsida; Rosales; Cannabaceae. The transcript has 5 exons. Bases 1 to 2097 code for a protein of 698 amino acids.
AUGAGCUGGAACGUUAGAGGGUUGAAUAAGAGGAAUAAGCAAAUAGCUGUGGGUGAUAUUUGCAAGAUAAAUAAGAUUGGUAUUGGGGCUCUCUUGGAAACCAAAAUAAAAGGUGAUCGAGUAAAGGAGGUUAUGAACUCUAGAUUUAUGAGUUGGGAUUAUUACAGUAGUAAGGCUCUGGAAGGUAGGAUCCUUUUAAUCUGGAAGGGCAGCUGGGUCAGAGUUGAUGUUCUGGUUGAUCAUGCUCAAUUUAUCCAUUGUAAGGUUCUGAUCUGGGCUACAGGACAAUCUUUCUGUUUCACUGUGGUUUAUGGCUUGAAUCAGAUAGAAUUGAGGAAAAGUCUUUGGUCUGAGUUGGCUAUAAUCUCUCUUCCUGUCAAACCGUGGUUAGUUAUUGGCGACUUUAAUUCUGUAUUUGAUGUAGAAGAUCGUAUAGGGGAUGGAAAUAAUCGCAUUUUUUCCAAAUUAGACAGAGUGUUCAUAAAUGAGGAUUGGAUUGAUACGUUUCCUAAUGUCAAUGCAAUAGCAAGUUGGGAGGUUGUUUCGGAUCACUGUGCCAUCAUUUUGAAGCAUAUUUCUGUUCUAAAAAAUGGUUUGCGCCCUUUCCGAUUUUUCAACAUGUGGACUAGUCAUCCGCUCUUCAAGCCUACUGUAUUGGCUAGCUGGAAUAAAUCAUUAUCAUCAGAGGGAUGUGGUUUGCAACAGGUCUUGAGGAAAUUACAUCAUCUUCAGUUUGUUUUGAAGAGAUUUAAUUGGAGAGUUGUUGGUGAUAUUGUUAAGGAGUAUGAGGAAAGUAAGAGUAAGGUUGAUUGGCUGAGAUUAGGUGAUGAGAACUCAUCUCUGUUCUAUGCCAGUAUGAAGAAACGGAAAGCGCUCAAUAGGAUUGUGUCCUUUGUAGAUGAAAAUGGCAGUGUUGAAGGAUUAUCCAAAGGUUAUAAGUCAUUUUACUCAGCAUUUUCAAUCUUUUUUAGGAGGAGCAAGUGCAGCAACUGGGGAAAGAAGUGGCUACAACAGUUAAUUCCUAUCCUUCCCAAGUUGAUUAAUCAGAACCAAGGUGCUUUUGUUAAGAAUAGAAGUAUUGCUCACAAUAUUCUUAUUAUUCAAGACCUCCUUAAAGGUUAUAACAGGAAAAGAGUGUCACCUAGGUGCUUAAUGAAAAUCGAUCUUAGCAAAGCCUACGAUUCUAUUGAUUGGGAUUUCCUUGAAAAUCUGUUAAAUACUUAUAAGUUCCCUGGCAAGUUCAUUAAAUGGAUUAUGGUUUGCUUGAGAGGUUCUUCCUAUAGUAUACUUAUGAAUGGUCAGCUCUAUGGUGAUUUUAAGGGAGGUAAGGGGCUGCGACAAGGUGACCCUAUUUCCCCCCUUCUAUUUGUCCUAGUUAUGGGUUACCUCACUCGAGCUCUUCAUGGGGAUGCUAAAGAUAAGCAUUUCAGAUUUCAUCCGCUUUGUAAAUCUUUGAACAUAACUAACCUUUGUUUUGCGGAUGAUUUGUUGCUAGUUUGCAAAGCUCAUAUCAACUCUAUUCAGAUUAUGCAACAGGUUUUUAAGUCUUUUUCUUCAGCUUCAGGUCUGAGCAUAAAUCAAGCCAAGUCAUGCAUUUAUUUUGGAGGUAUUUCUUCAGUUGAGAAGGAGAAAAUUUUGUGUAUAUCUAAUAUGAGAGAAGGGCAGUUUCCCCUAAUGUAUCUAGGUGUACCUUUGCGGCCAACUAAGUGGAAAGCUAUGGAUUGUGAUCUAAUUAUUUCAAAAAUUAGACAAAGACUUCAUGGUUGGGCUAGUCGUAACUUGUCUUAUGCUGGGCAUGUGCAGCUAAUUCAGUCGGUAUUAUUGGGGAUUAGGAACUUUUGGAUGAGCAUAUUUCUCCUUCCUCAGAAAGUUAUCAAAGAAAUAGACUGUUUAUGCAGAAUUUUCUUAUGGGGUGGCAAUGGUUUUCGAAGUAAAUUUCAUCUAGCAUCUUGGGAUCAUGUUUGCAGGCCAAAAUCUUAUGGUGGUUUAGGAUUUAAAGAGGGUGUUCUUUGGAAUAAGAUUAAUCUUGCUAGAUAUGUUUGGGCGAUCUCUUCUAAACAGGAUAGCUUGUGGGUCAAAUGGGUUAAUUGCAUCUAG